CGACGCGACGUCCGGUCCGCAGGCAGCUGUGUCCGCGGUCUUUGGGGUGACGCUCCAUUUCGCUCACGCGCACACGGAACGACAAGGACGACACACACCGAACACACCACUUGGCAACAACGCGCUGUCGUGAGAUCGCUUACGUACGCUCGCUUUUGGUCGGUUAGUACGCUUCAGACCGCGUCGGAGUACCAUCGUCACAAAUUCAUUCGUUAUGAAUUCAAAUAUGUCGAAUAAGUUAUCAGAAAGAGAGAUUAUCGUCGAAAUGCUACGACUUUACAAAGAAAAACCAUACUUGUGGAAUCCAACUCAUAUGAAUUACAACGAUAAGAAAGUCAGAAAAAAGGGAUUUAUGGAACUAUUGGAGAUAUAUCAAUUAAUUUGUGAAGACGCAACGAUUGACACAAUAAGGAAGAAAAUUGACUACUUAAGGUGUGGGUAUAGACGCGAACGAAGGAAGGUAUUAGCGGCCAAAGCACAAGGUGAAGAACAUAUACCCAUUUUGUGGUAUUAUGACUAUCUUUCCUUUUUACAUGACGAUGACUUGAAUAAUUCAAAACUUGAAACAGCAACCUAUUUGCAAGAAAAUGAGGACGGUGGUUUCGAAUUACAAGAAGUUCCAGAGAAAAGAUCGAAAAUUGAAGAAAUAAUGCUUUCUGCACCGGACAUGUCUCCAAUUCACAAUUCUGAUAGCUCCAAUGAGCCGACAAAAAAAGAAUCGUUGGACGACCCCGAAGAAACAAUGAUCGAUCUCGAGUCGGAGGCGUUUGGGCGAACUGUCGGUCUCCAGCUUAGGGAAUUAACUUCUACCCAAAGAUACAUUGCCGAAAAACUAAUUUCAGAAGUAAUAUUUUACGGAAGAUUAGGACAACUAGCAACUAAUUCUACAAUAGGGACAGAAUAAACUCGAAAUAAUAA
Molecule: messenger RNA, 918 nt
Organism: Plodia interpunctella (Indianmeal moth)
Lineage: Eukaryota; Metazoa; Arthropoda; Insecta; Lepidoptera; Pyralidae
Exons: 3
Coding region: 215-904 (229 amino acids)
Source: RefSeq, a predicted model, not a curated record